Messenger RNA from Larimichthys crocea (large yellow croaker), 6331 nucleotides. It is a transcript of the gene mark4b, whose product is annotated as MAP/microtubule affinity-regulating kinase 4b. Gene Ontology annotation, cellular component: cytoplasm. The record is from RefSeq and is a predicted model, not a curated record. Gene Ontology annotation, molecular function: tau-protein kinase activity; protein binding; ATP binding. Bases 1072 to 3429 code for a protein of 785 amino acids. Gene Ontology annotation, biological process: protein phosphorylation; microtubule cytoskeleton organization; intracellular signal transduction. The transcript has 18 exons. Lineage: Eukaryota; Metazoa; Chordata; Actinopteri; Sciaenidae.
GCGGCGACGUCGACGUCAACGAUUCAGCGCUCAAUGCGGCGUCUAUGUGUAUAUGUCUAUGGCCGCAGCCCUGUUGUUACGCUGACGUCCCUCCGCCGCUUUCUCUGUCACUGUCUCGGAGGAGGAGCGGGUCCCGUUUUUCUGUCGUCUCCUUCACGGAACACAAACGUUAUGUUCCCGACUCCUGGGAGACAUUUAUUAGUAUCUGUUCAUCCGAACACCGGCGACUUUUCACUCACAGCCAAGCCGAAUGAGAGGAGCUAAGGGCGGACUUCACUGAGAGGAAGGACCGGGGGAGACUGGGAGGCUGCUGCACAUCCGCCGCUUUCUUUAAUUCAACCGCAUUUUUUUUUUUUUUUUUUGCUGAUUGUUUUACAUCCCCUGACUCCACACAUCUCUCGGCGUGUUGUGAUGUUGUCUCGGACGGUUGCUCGUUCUGUCUCCGUGACCGUUUCUCGGCGGGAGUAACCGUUUCAACGUCUGUCACCCAGAACAAUCACGUUAGCUAGCUAACUCCCCCUUUCUCCUCGGUGGUCCUCGGGACGCACACGGACGGACCGCGGCUUUAACCUUGAUUUUCCGCCUCUAUGACUCGGGGUUUCUUUGGUUUCUCACCAGAAGACGAUGCAGCUGGAAGUGAAACGGUGACCACCGGGAUUGUUUGAUUAACGGCACAGCCGCUGUCCACCGACAUGGUACGAUAGCGUCUGAGAAGCAUCGGGGGAAAGUGAAAAGCUAAGUCCGGGGGGGUGGGGGGUUCAGUCUGGGCUUGUUCCCUCCUCAGAUGAGGCUGUUUUGGUACCAGCAGCACCACACAGACAUGAGGUGGAUGUAGCUCCCCUGUUGUUGUUUUAAUUUGAGCUGGAUCACUGUCUUGGUGAUCUGCGCUGCCUUCAUGGACUGUGAUCAUGAGGAUUGUAUGAAAAGUGAGGCUGUUUUCCCCCUGAUACACAGAGCCUGGUUUGACUGACAGCCAGGCUAAUCUGGGGUGUUUUUAACCCCGUGUGAACACAAACCUACAGCCCACUUCUUUCUGUUCUCCCGGACGGUGAAGCGCACUCAGGGACGGACAUGGCAUUACGCACGGCACUGCCUGGGAACGAGCGGAACCCGGAUCAUCAUACCUCCCUGUCGGCCAGCCGCUCAGAGAAAGGUACCGGCUGGUCGAGCCGCUCACUUGGAGCCCGAUGUCGUAACUCCAUCGCCUUGUGUUCAGAUGAGCAGCCACACAUUGGAAACUAUCGGCUGCUCAAAACCAUCGGCAAGGGCAACUUUGCCAAGGUCAAACUGGCACGACACAUACUGACUGGCAAAGAGGUUGCAAUAAAGAUCAUCGAUAAAACACAACUCAACCCAACAAGCCUAGUGAAGUUGUUUCGAGAGGUACGCAUCAUGAAAACUCUCAACCAUCCCAACAUAGUACAAUUGUUUGAGGUGAUUGAGACUGAUAAGACUCUUUACCUGAUUAUGGAGUACGCCAGCGGAGGCGAAGUGUUCGACUACCUCGUGGCUCACGGCAGAAUGAAGGAGAAAGAGGCCAGAGCCAAGUUCAGACAGAUUGUCUCAGCGGUGCACUACUGUCAUCAGAAGAACAUUGUUCACAGAGACUUGAAGGCGGAGAACUUGCUGCUUGACGCUGACUCCAACAUCAAAAUAGCCGACUUUGGCUUCAGUAACGAGUUCUCUGCAGGCAGUAAACUGGACACGUUCUGUGGUUCUCCGCCCUAUGCUGCCCCAGAGCUCUUCCAGGGGAAGAAGUACGAUGGUCCAGAGGUGGACAUCUGGAGCCUGGGUGUUAUCUUGUACACACUAGUCAGCGGGUCCUUGCCCUUUGAUGGACAGAAUCUAAAGGAGCUGCGGGAGCGUGUUUUGAGGGGGAAAUAUCGCGUGCCCUUCUACAUGUCUACAGACUGCGAGGGAAUCCUGCGCAGGUUCCUGGUCCUCAACCCUGCCAAGCGCUGCUCGCUGGAGCAAAUAAUGAAAGAUAAGUGGAUUAAUAUUGGCUAUGACGGAGAAGAGCUGAAGCCCCACACAGAGCCUCUGGAGGACUUGAACGAUACCAACCGCAUUGAUGUGAUGGUUGGGAUGGGCUUCACUAGGGAAGAGGUCAGAGAUUCGCUAGUCAGUCAGAAGUACAAUGAGAUCACUGCCACAUACCUGCUGCUGGCACGCAAGAACGAGACGGAGGGCAGUGAAUCUCGGACAGGCAGCAGUCUGAGUCUAGCUCGUGUCCGACCCAGUGCCAUUACCAAUGGAACCAGCAAACACUCUGCUUCCUCUUCCUCUUCUGGUGCACCAUCUUCCUCCUCUGGCACCAAGGCACAACGCAGUGCAUCCACUUACCACCGCCAGAGACGUCACUCUGACUUCUGUGGUCCAGCGGUUCCAGGGUCGACCCACCCCAAGCGGAGUCCCAGUGGUGUAGCGGAGGGAGCAGGGCUAAAGGAGGAGCGGCUGUCAAUCCGCAAGCCGAGCACCAAUACUGCUGGCUCACGUAGCAUCCCAACCCCCUCCAGUCCCAUGGUUAGCUCUGCUCACAACCCAAAUAAAGCAGAGAUACCUGACCGGCGCAAGGAAGUUAACUCAACCACAAAUAACAUCCCUGCUAGUGCCAUGACUCGAAGGAACACAUAUGUGUGUACAGACCGAUCCAACACUGAUAGACACACACUGCUGCAAAAUGGCAAGGAAAACAGUUCUCUAUCCCACCGCCUGCCUCCUGCCUCCCCUUCAACCCACAGCAUCGCUGGUGCCUCUGGAGCCUCCUCCUCGUCCUCCACGCCCUCUGCCCGCCUCUCCAGGGGAUCCACGGUGAGGAGCACUUUCCAUGGAGGACAAAUUCGAGACCGUCGGCCUCCCUCCCAUGCACCUCCAGCUUCACCAACAUUGUCCCAUGAUGCCAGCCCGCUGCCCCAUGCCAGGACACGGGCCACAACCAACCUGCUAAGCAAGAUCACUUCCAAGUUGACCCGCAGGGUCACUCUUGACCCUUCUAAACGUCAGAGCUCAAACAAGUCCAUGUCGGGCUGCACCCUCCCACAGGGGACAAAAACAGUUAACGAACCUGAGAGAAUCAGCAGAUCUCCGGUCACAAGUCGCCAUCUAUCUGGGCAUCAGAAAGCGGCCGAGCCCCGGACCCCCCGAUGCGGCUGGGAUGUGAGGGUGCGGAGCCCCCGCGAUCCGGCCGAGGUGGUGCUAGCGCUGCGUGAGGCGGCGCAGGGCUGUGGCUGCCAGGUCCACCUGGCCGGACCUUUCCUCCUGUCCUGCACCCACGGAGCAGCCGGCGCCCGUGUGGCCUUCGAGGCCGAGGUCUGCCAGCUGCCCAGCGGGCUGGGCCAGAGCAGCGGUGUGAGGUUCAAGCGCCUGUGGGGGGCACCGUUAGCCUUUAGAGACAUCGCCACCAAAGUGUCCAAGGAGCUGGAGCUCUGAGGGCAACAGGAGGCGGGGCAGAUUGAUGACAGACAGGACAAGUUGAUGCAUGAGGAGGGAAGAGGAGGAGGAGGAACAGUGAGGCAGAAAGCAUCACCUCCUCCUCAUCAUCCCUGGGCUCCACCUCAUCUGAUGCGGCUAGCGAUGCCUCGCCUCCGCCAAAGACCCUCUUCUUCUGAUGCCACCAAUCACAGCCAGACAAACUGAUGCACAGACACGGAUAGACCGCCAUCGGCAGACUUAUGAUGACCCUUGACCUUGGAGCUGUCAGUGACCUACGACCCCUGCUUAAAACACGCUGCCACCUCCAUAUGAUGUGAGCCCAUGGAGUCAAACAGUCUGUUUCUGUUUGUUAGUUUUAUUUUUUCAUGUUUUCUGAUAAGGAUAGUGUUGCAGACAAUGACGGAGAUUGAUAAUUCUGUUGUUGUUGUCAUUGUUUUUCCUAUUGUAUCAUAUUUGUCAUCAUUCCUUUUUAAAGAGCUGCUAUUUAAAGAAAUGUUUUUUUGUGUAUUAAGUUUAUGUUCUUUCUUCAGUGCUUUUAAACUGGGCAGAAGUUUGACAUCUGUUGUCCUUGGCAGCAGACGUCACAUCUUUAGGAAGCGAGGGCGCAGUCUGACCUCCAGCCUCUAGAGGGAGACAUGCAGAAAUGCAGAUACUUGUGAGACUGAAUGAAGCAUUACAGCCUUUCUGCCCAUAGAUUCAUAAUGCCCAUUUUACUGCUCACUUGGGAUUUUGAUGUUUGUUUGUACCAUAAUUGGUAAAAUGUUGCUUCUCUACCUGCUAUCCAUACUGAAGUCUCUACUGUGUGUCGAUAGCUGGCAGGUGAGCUGUUUACAGGUGAGCAGAGCUGCCUAGUGAAAAAGGAUAACCUGAUUAUGAGUGUAUACCCACCUAUCCCCAUUUGUCCCCUUGCUACCUUUACUAACGAGCAAAAAAUGUAAAAUUACAUAAUUACACAAUUUGUUGGUAAAAAUACAAAGUAGAAAAAAUUUUCUGCCAGCUGAAAAAAAACUGGAUUAAAUUUUUAUUAUUAUAUUUACUUAACUGGAGUUUCUGAUCUGGAGUUGAAUGUUUGCUGGCAGAAAGAGCCACUUUACAUGAAUUUACUUGAAAUGCCUCAGCAGGUUUAGUUCAUUUAAAGAUUCAAAUUAAAAUUGAUUAUUCUAAUUUAACUAUUUGUUCAAGUCAGUUAAACUAAACUACCUUUUUUACCCCUAGCCACAUAUCGUGCACUGAGUGCCCAGAACAGAUUAUAUUUAUGCCACAAAUGGUGAAAUAGACUCACCCAUUGCAUUUGAUUACUGGUCAAAUUAUUUGAAAUGUAACACAAUAUGAUGAACAGAUUUUCACUUCUCUUCCCCCAAAGGCAGACAUUUAAAAACCUGAUCCGACAUGAAGCUGAAGCCUUUACUCGAUCAUUAUCAAACCGUUUUUCUCUUCAGAUUCGAAUCCCAGGAAAGUGUGUUUUUAAACCUUUAACCUUUUUUAUAAUAAUUUGGUCUCUUCUUUCAAAAACAUUUUUCUCAUACAUGAUUAGAGUAGCUCAUACUGGUUUAGAAUAAAUGGAGGAGUAGGUUGCUCUGGUAGCACUUUGGCAAAACAAUAUUACAGUCGCCAUCGCUUUCCUUAAAUGUAGUGCAAUACAGCCACAAAGCCAAGAAUCAAGACUUGAAUACACAUUGAUUAACACCUAAUAGGGCUCUGUUUGAUUUAUUUUUUUAAUUUUUGAUAUUGUGAAUUUGUUCUUAAGAUCAUUGAGCACUUUUUUUUAGUCAGGAUUGCAUUUGACUGUUCUGGCAGAUUAAUUUGUAUUUUUUGUUUGUAAAUUUUUAAAAGCCGCAUUGUCUCACACGUUUAAAGCCCACUGAAGUGAAUAGUUGAUAUUCUAAAUGCCUUUUCUUUAUUUUUACUUAAACUUCUUGGCAUCGUUCUGGAGUGAUGAUUUCAGGUUUUCAGGUAGAGGUGCUGUUUGGUUUCAGUUAUGCCACAAAGCCAUGUGGUACCACAUUUCUGAAAAAACAACAAAAGUUUUGUCCACUGUUAUUUGCAUUCAUUUUUUACGUCCAUAACAUUUUUGAUAGAUAGAGACUUCAAUCAGACUGCAGCACUGCUAAAACGUCGAUGACUGUUGACCAAUCAGUUUCCAUGUAUUACUGUAGGAGGUGUAUGACUGUUAACCAAUCAGACUCCUGUCUUAUCAAGCCACUGUAUAAUUUCAAAGCAUGUGACAUGCGCAGUGAUGAGGCAGUAUUUUCAGAUCAGAAUGACCUUGAAUGACCUUUUGACAAAUUGGAUUCUCUGAUUUUCUUUUAUAAAAACUCAUUACAAAACAAAGCUACAAAGAUUCAACAGAAAUAGUCCACCAAGUCCUCCAUUGAUCAUAUAUUAACACUGACGACUCCAAAUUCAAAAGGUUGUUGUACUUGUAUUGUAACUCUAUAAAGCCAAGCAAUUAUAACUUGUACUUCUGAAGUAUGCAGCAUCUAACAAAACACAUGUAUACAGUAAAAGGAAAAGUUAGAUGAUACAGCAGAUUUGUGAUCUUUACGGCUGUGAAGGUCUACAGGAAUUUCUGUUUAAUGGGAGAUUUCAGCCGCAGCAGGUCUCCACCACUGUCUGAACAUGUGAAGCUGUGAUUUAGGGCUAGUUUUUAUUUUGUUUAGUUUUUUUGUGCGCGCGUGUGUGUGUUCAACUGGGCCUCACUCUCUGAACCUGUUCUGUAGAUACAGUUAGGGCCACGCUUUAAGGCUACAGUUCUGUUGUAUAGUGUGUUUGAAGCCGUUGCUGUUAUCAACAUAACUUAACUUAUGGGCUGAAAUUACAGAAAUGAUCGACCUGCAAUCCUGCAUGUCUCCUAGGAAAUAAUGUGUGACACAAAAAUAAAGACUUUCAACCUCUUUCA